This is a messenger RNA of Acanthoscelides obtectus, 201 nucleotides long. Lineage: Eukaryota; Metazoa; Arthropoda; Insecta; Coleoptera; Chrysomelidae. The record is from the annotation of a GenBank genome assembly.
AUGAAGGACAUUAAUUUUACAAAAACACCCGGUUUCCUGAUUGAAUUUCAUCUAUACGCAAGUCCUUAUGAUUAUUUUAGAUUGUUAUUAGAUGAUGAUUUACUGGAACUUAUUGUCGAUGAAACAAAUAAAUAUGCGGAAACUAUUUUCCUCAGCGAAGGAGCUGUGACCAAUUCACGAAUAUCUCGUUGCAAUUUAUAG